GAUGACUUUUCAAAUAAUCUCGCGACAGACCUGGCACCGUUUCUAUCCCUCUUUGGUGAGCAGAUCACGAAACAAUACCUCAGCGAAAGCAUUACUACAAUCGACUAUUUCAUAUUCGCAAUGGCGCCCAUGGGCAUCCUGACAGCGGUAGUCUCCGCGAUUCGCGUGUGCGGGAGUCCGUCGCUGCGCGCCUUCAUCGGCAGAGCACAAGAA
Messenger RNA from Trichoderma virens Gv29-8, 213 nucleotides. RefSeq lists its product as uncharacterized. Lineage: Eukaryota; Fungi; Ascomycota; Sordariomycetes; Hypocreales; Hypocreaceae. The annotation marks the transcript as partial. The record is from RefSeq and is a predicted model, not a curated record. The transcript has a single exon.